Molecule: messenger RNA, 2440 nt
Organism: Phalaenopsis equestris
Lineage: Eukaryota; Viridiplantae; Streptophyta; Magnoliopsida; Asparagales; Orchidaceae
Product: proline-rich receptor-like protein kinase PERK1
Exons: 9
Coding region: 218-2005 (595 amino acids)
Biological process (GO): protein phosphorylation
Molecular function (GO): ATP binding; protein kinase activity
Source: RefSeq, a predicted model, not a curated record
GCUCCACUUCAUGCUCCAGCCAUUCCCGGAAGUCAGUACUACAUUUGGUUAGCCGUGUAGACCGUCCGCGACGAAUAACCUUCUUGUCCUCUCUCUCUCUCUCUCAUUCUCUGUCCCCCAUCUAAACAGAACAGUGGGAGCAAGGGAUCCGUUUCUCCAGCAUUCCCGUGCUCCUCUUUUAUCCACAAAAAGGAGCCACAUUUGGUCGCAGUUGGCCAUGGCAUCCUCACCACCGCCGAAUUCUGCACCGCCGCCGUCCUCCACUUUCCCUCCACCCUCAAACUCCACUUCUCCCCCUCCUGAACCCCUCUCCUCUCCAUCUCCUCCUUCCACCGCUCCUCCCCCCUCUAAGGCCAUUUCUCCACCUUCUCCUUCCCUUCCAGUGAUCCCAUCCGCACCGAGCAGCUCCACACCGGUAACCAACCCAUCGGGACCUUCUGGAUCUGGGAGGAGCACUCCUUCAUCUGGUCGCUCUCAUUCGUCGUCGAGCUCUCAUUCGUCGUCGAGCUCGACCUCGAUGGGACUUAUGGUUGGGUUGGCCAUCGGUGGAGUGGUGGUUAUUUUGCUGUUGUGUUUUUCAUGGAUCUGUUGCUGCAGAAAGAAGCGCCGGCCAGGUCCCAUGCCGCAGGAAUACUACAUUGCUCCCCCUCCAAAGAAAGAUGAAUCAUAUGAGCAGCACCAAAAUUGGCACAAUUCUGCACCAAAAGCAGAUCAUGCUAUCAAAAUACCUCCAAAUCCUUCUCCUCCCCCAACAUUUCCUUCUCGCCCUCCACUCGUACCGGGCAAUUUUGGGGCCCCUCCAUCUGUAAUGAGUGGAAGCUUUGGGUUAAAUUAUUCUGGAUCUGAUAAUUCACCAGUUCCUCCAUCACCAACUCUUUCACUUGGCUUAUCAAAGAGUACAUUCGCAUAUGAAGAACUGGCAAUAGCAACAGAUGGGUUUUCUGAGGUUAACCUGCUUGGGCAAGGUGGUUUUGGAUAUGUUCACAGAGGAAUGCUUCCCAGUGGUAAGGAAAUUGCUGUGAAACAGUUGAAGUCUGGAAGCGGGCAAGGAGAACGUGAGUUCCAAGCGGAGGUAGAAAUCAUCAGCCGUGUGCAUCACAGAUACUUAGUGUCAUUGGUUGGGUAUUGCAUUGCGGAAGGAAAGCGGCUUCUUGUUUAUGAAUUUGUUCCGAAUAAUACAUUGGAGUUUCAUUUGCAUGGUUCGGGGCGACCACCCUUAGAUUGGCCCACUAGAUUAAAAGUUGCUCUGGGCUCUGCAAAAGGACUUGCAUAUUUGCAUGAAGAUUGUCAUCCCAAAAUUAUUCAUCGUGACAUUAAAGCAUCUAAUAUUCUUUUGGACUUCAAGUUUGAAGCCAAGGUUGCUGAUUUUGGGCUUGCCAAGAGUGCACCAGAGACCAACACCCAUGUCUCUACGAGAGUUAUGGGAACUUUUGGAUAUCUUGCUCCAGAGUACGCAUCUUCUGGUAAGCUCACAGAGAAAUCCGAUGUUUUUUCCUUCGGCGUCAUGCUUCUCGAACUAAUCACUGGCCGCCCCCCUUUUGAUUCAAGCCAAUCUUUCAUGGAUGAUAGCUUGGUUGAUUGGGCAAGGCCUUUGCUUACCCAGGCUCUUGAUGAUGGAAGCUUUGAUUCCUUUGUUGAUCCAAGGCUGGGGAAAGAUUAUAACCACAGUGAAAUGAGACGCAUGGUUGCCUGUGCAGCCGCCUCUGUGCGUCAUUCGGCGAAGCGGAGGCCUCGGAUGAGCCAGAUUGUUCGGGCCCUGGAAGGAGAUAUAUCUUUUGAAGGUUUGAAUGGAGCUAAAGCAGGCCACAGCAGUGUAUAUGGUUCCUACGCCAGCUCUGAUUAUGAUGCCAUGCAAUACAAUGAGGAUAUGAGAAAAUUCAGAAAAAAGGCAUUAGAAAGUCAGGAAUAUGGGAACAGUGGGUACAGCGCACCAACCAGUGAGUAUGGUCUGGGUCUGAUACAAUCAGGUUCUAGCGGGGAAAGCUGGAAGAGCAGAGAAUUUUAGCAGGAGGGCGUUUGUUUCUUGCGUUUGGAGUGUGUUUGGCCAAACACGAUUUUGUGUUAACACAUAGAUGCGGCCCGCGGCCUCAUCCUCGUCAACCAAUUUCUCGUCCUCUCCCCUGUGUCUCGCGCCCUAAGUUUCGAUCGUCUUCCUUGUCCUCGUCGCCCUCUCCCCUGCGUCUCUUGCCAUAGGUUUUGAUUGGUCUUCUCGUUCUCUCCUAUGCGAUCCAACUUCGCUUUGCUCUGUAAGUAUUUGGCAAUUUUAUUUUGUUGUGAUCCGUAACAUUGGAGCAUUGCGUUGAGGGUUUUUGGAGCAUUGUGUAUGAAUGCCUCUUCUGAUUUAAUGUGAAGUGUUUUCCGUGCGAAGUAAGAUGUUGCGUGUGUUUUGCAUUCCUUUGAGGGUCUGUGAAGCAUUGUUUGAGAUGGUUUUCAUUUUUUG